Messenger RNA from Lampris incognitus (smalleye Pacific opah), 5845 nucleotides. Its product is annotated as sine oculis-binding protein homolog. The record is from RefSeq and is a predicted model, not a curated record. Bases 504 to 3122 code for a protein of 872 amino acids. Gene Ontology annotation, biological process: animal organ development. Lineage: Eukaryota; Metazoa; Chordata; Actinopteri; Lampriformes; Lampridae. Gene Ontology annotation, cellular component: nucleus. The transcript has 7 exons.
UUCAUCUCUUUUAUUUUAAGACAAGAAUAUACAGACAGUGUUUGUACUGUGUCCCCCGCAGAUAAAACACAGUCCUCGCAUUCCUCGUGAAAUCUAUCUGUCGAGAUUUGGGAGGGGUGGGCGCCAGGUGUUGGGUUACAUCGGAGGCCCCUCCCUUUUUCUAUCCGGACCCGGGGAGAGAGAGAGAGAGAGGGGAGAGAGAGGGAGGGAGAGAGGGAGAUUGCUCGGUGGCACCACCAGCACCAGCAGCAGCAGCAGCAGCAGCCAGCCAGCCAGCCAGCCAGUCAGCCAGCCAGUCAGCCAGCCAGCCAGCCAGCGCGCACGCAUGUUCAGUUGACUUCAAUGGGCUCCGCUCCGGAUGACGGCUUCAGACGUCUGGGCAGUGACAGCCGCUGUCACCGGGAGUGACAGCUUUCGCCCCGCGCUCCCCGGCCAGCCUGAAGAGUGACGCGCCGUCGAGUCCGUCGGCCGCCGAACAGUGACACGGACCCCGCGGGAGGACUAUGCCAGAGAUGGAGAAAGGGAGACCGCCGGAAAACAAACGAAGCAGGAAACCCGCGCACCCCGUCAAGAGGGAGAUCAACCAGGAGAUGAAGACUUUUGCCGAGAGCACCAUGAACGAGCUCCUCGGCUGGUACGGCUACGACAAGGUCGAGCUCCGGGACUCGGAGGCCAGCGAGAUCCGCAACUACAGAGAAAGACGUCAGCAUGUGUCUGUGCUUAAAGAAAACUCGUUGCCAAAACCAAAGGGCCCGGACAGCAAAGUCAGCCACACGGUCCUGGCCAUGAAGAGUGCGGAGAGAGAGUCCUCCAGCGUCCCCUCCUCGUCUUCCUCCUCUUCCUCUCCCAGCUCGUCGCUGACCAGCCCCAAGGAGCACAAGAGUGCCCCGGUCAUUGUUCCCCUCAUAAAGCCAUCCGCAGUGGAGGACGUUCAAAAUGUGCAGAUAGUGUGUGUGUGGUGUCAGAAGGAGGGCGUGAAGCGCUACUCGCUUUGUAUGGGUUCAGAACUCAAGAGCUUCUGCAGCGAGAAGUGUUUCGCCGCCUGCAGACGAGCCUACUUCAAACGCAACAAGGCCAGAGAUGAGGACCUUCACGCUGAGAGGUCCCCCCAGCACCACCAUACUGAGGACUCCCCCCGGCUGGUGUUGAAGAUAAACAGCAAUGUCAGAUCUCUGUCCCCUGUGCCACAGGUGUGUGAUUGGUGCAAGCAUGUCCGCCACACCAAAGAGUACCUGGAUUUUGGAUCUGGUGAUGAGAGGCUUCAGUUCUGCAGCACCAAGUGUCUGAAUCAGUACAAGAUGGAUGUUUUCUACCGAGAGGCCCGUGCGGCUCUCAUCAGCACUAGUGCCAGCCCGAGCAGAGCUAGCCAAGAGGGGAGGGUGGAAGGCAGCACCCCAGGGCAGAAGCUACUCACCCCCGAGUCAUGGAACAACAGUGGCAGCACUGGGGAGAUCCGUCACAGAAAUCUUUCCCCUAAGGGGCCCACACCUAUCCACGGAGCAGCAGCAUCAACCUCUGUCUCCCCUUCAGAGGCCUCCUCAUCCUCCUCCAAGGUCCCUGUUUCGGGGAUGAGGUCUCUGGAGAGGCCCUCCCACCCUCCUCACCCUCCCAGCAUCAUGGAGGUUUCACCACACCCUGCUCCCCUUCCUCAUCCUCUUCCUCAUCCUCCUCCUCGUCCCUCUUUGGAACACCAGCCUGUGCCUCAAAUCCCGAUGCCCUUCAUCAGACCUCCUCUUCAUGCUCAGGGCCUGAAAAGUCCCCUUGCUAAUCCCCCAAGACACCCAGGCCCCGCUUCUAGCCCCAUCCAUCGGCCUUCCCAUUCUCCUCACCUGCAGCCCCCAACAGCCUCUUCUAUGAACCCGCCAGGACUGAUGCAUCCCUUCCCAGGGGCCUACUUCCCUGGUUUGCACUCCCCUCCUCUUAACAUGAUGCCAAGAGGUCCUGUCCCUAUGCCUCCUAUCAUGAACUUUGGGAUUCCUUCCUUUAGUCCGCUCCUCCCCCAACCCACCGUACUGGUGCCUUACCCCAUAAUUGUUCCCCUACCGGUCCCCAUUCCCAUUCCUAUCCCCAUUCCCAUCCCCUCUAAGGCGACCCUAGAGACCCCAAGUCACAGUGGGGUCAUCCAGCCUGUGCCAGAGGGGGUAGACAGGGGGAGAACCAGAACCAUCAGGCAGCAUUCUCCGGGAAUCUCCGCAGGGGACAGCAGACAGGUAGCCAACAAACUGGACAGAGCCUCUGCUCAGGGUCUCUCUUCACCUGGAGACACUAGCACAAGGGACACAGAUUGGGUUAAAUCAGAACGACCCUUCUCCUCCCCGACAUCCACGCCCCAUAGUGGGACAUGCUCUCCAGUGUCAGGGCUCGGCUUGGAGGGACAGACAGAUUAUAAGAUCACCCAGCAGGAGCAGCAGCAACCAGAGCGACAGGUCAUCCAGAGGGUGCUCCAAAGAACCCAAGUCAAACUGGAGCCCAAUGCUAAUGGAGUGGUAGACUUAUCAGGGCUGGGAGAGUCAGGAAUUGGGCAAAGUAACAGUAACAGCAGCAGAUCAGGGCUGCACCACAUCGUCAAUGCCAGCCCUUCUCUACCACAGUCCCCCUCCCACGAUACUGCCUACCACCACCAAAACUCCAAUACGCCACCAUCACAUCUCCUACCCAGCCCUGGAGGGAGGAGCUCACCCUAUGAUGCCGCAUCCUCUGCCCUGGCGUCCCAGGACCACAGUCCAAUUGGAGUGGCUCCAUCCGCUGCCGCUAUCAGUCCAGACUCCUCCCUAUCCCAGAGAGCAGCUCUGCCCCCUGACCCCGUACUCAGCGAGCUGGAGGCCAUCAAAGAGAAUAACUGCUCUGUGGUGGGCCCUGUCCGUGUUGAGGGCCCAGCCAGCCAAUCAGAGGAACCCUUAGCCAUAGUUGGGGAGGUGGGAGAAGACCCCCAUGUCCCUGAUGAGGAUCAUGCUUAUGCUCUGCCCACAGCGCCAAAAACGGGGGGGACCACCACAGCACUGCUCUUGCCCAAACUCAGGGAUAAGGGUGCCCUGCGAAGCCCUCCAAGUUUGCCUGGGGUGGGAGACAUGGAGCCGGCUCUAAAGAGGCGAUGUCUGCGUAUCCGAGAUCAGAAUAAGUAGAGGAUGGAGGUGAGCAAGACUCCCUGUUUAACACUGUACUGUGGUGCCAGAUCCAGUGCCACGCCCUCUUGUGACCACACCAGCGCUUACACUCUCCGGCCUGUUACACAGCCCUGCAGCCCACCGGAGUCUCGAUGUGCCUGCAGCCCAGCGGGACGCCAAUCCAGGAAGCAGUCCAGAUGGCCAUGUCAUCACAAGUCAACACGGGACGGGGGGGGACGGGGGUCUGGAUCACCAAGAACACAGCACAGUCAGACGUAUUCUCUUGGACCAAAGAGUUGUAUUGGCCAGUUUGCUAUGUAGCCCCGAGCGAGCGUGUGAUGCGGGACAUCCCUGGACCUCACCCAGUCCGAGACAUCUUCCCAGAAAAAUUGAGUGUGCAUGGUGCCCAUGCAAGUGCGGCUGCCCAGAUGUGCCCCCCCCUCCUCCUCCUCCAUCCCUCUCCCUCCCUUUGCCGCGUACAGCAGACAGGACUCUGAUCAGCCUUGUGUGGUCUUCUCAGAUGGAGGCUGAACACGAUCCCUUUCCAGGGGAAACGGUUUGUUUUCUCUGCCCGGCUUGCACAAAGAGCCACAUUGUUCCUCUCCCCAUAUCCCACGCAGACUCCCCCACUCUAGGUUUUAGGUUACCUGGCCGACGGGAGCUCAGACUUCAGGAGCUCUUUCAUUUUUUUCGACCGAGCGCCAGGAAUAUCUCCUCUCCACCGCCUCCCCUCCAUCUCUCCGCCCAAUCUAAAUAUGGUGACACACAACACGGCCGGGUUCCUUUCAACCCGUUGCCUGUGAUUUCCCUUCGAGGGAGGGGGGGGGGCGUCCUGCCGAGAGGAGAGGACUUCAUCCUACAGCAGGUUGCCUACUGAGUGGAGCGAGUCUCUCCGGAGGCCCCGGUGCCACAAAGCAAUCUCUGAGGAGAGAGGAUGCUCUCUCUGCUUCCUCAUUGCCAUGUAGAGACUGUAUGGACAGGAGGGUGUGUGUGUGUGUGUGUGUGUGUGGGGGGGGGGGGGUUGGUCCGGCUGGCAUAGCUGAGAUGUAAAUGGCAAUGUGUGCAGAAGGUGGCCAGUGUUCGUAAUGACACCGGUCUAUAGAUGCAUGAGCUCCAGACCUGUCCUUGCCAUUUACCUGAGCUGCCAAACAUCUUAUAAAGAAAAAAGAAAUUAGCUUCAGAAUCACUUGAAUGGAGAAGUACAAUAAAUUUGCCUGGCGAUGUAUUCCUGCACAUUUAUUGCACAUGCUAAUUGCAGUCACUCUGGUUCUAAUUUUGUGUUGUCAGCUCUGAUCAGACCAUUUUGGGGGAAAGCAGGCCGGUUAUAUUACCAAACGUGGUGUUAUGUUCGACCAUCGAUGGCUGCGGUAUGCAGUAAUCAGUAUUACAGUUCCCUCUAACGGGGAUAACUAAUGAGAUUUUAUCCAGCUAGCUCCUUUUAGAGGCUUUAACUCUCAUCCCAAUUGUAAGAUUUGUUUUAGUUGAACUCUACACAGAUGCUACUUUGACAUUUUAUUAACUUAUGGAUGAAACUUCUGUAAAUUUAAAAAAAAAAAGAAGUGCUUUAUUUGUUGAUGUUUUUCCUCUUUAGAUGAUUGUAUUUGUGAGUGCUUAAGCUUUAACUGCCCCGAGUCUAAAUGUUUGCAUACUGUUUGUCCACUAGAGGGCAGUGUUUGCCUUUGGAACUUUGCACCUGCCUGUUCGUUUGCGCUAGCAAAUGGUUAACGUGAUAGGCGCCGAGAGGCCUAUAACUAAUCUGUUGAGUCCUUUGCAAUUAUGCACGAUACAACAUUUCAGUCGAUGCCAAAUGAUGAUUGACAUUUCAUGCCAAUUAGAUAAUGGUGCUAACUCCAAACACCAAUCUACCAAACUAGCCACUGAACACUAUUAUUAUUUGUUGCCGCCAUCAUAUUAUUCUGACAUUACCAUUUUUAUUUUUUUUAUUUUUUCAGUUUCUGGCUUAACUACCAUAGCCUACUAUAAUAGCAGUUCAAUACAAUGGAAACACAACCUAGGGGUGCAGUCACAUGACCCAGAGAGCCUCUCUUCAACUGCCCCCCCACCCCCCGGGAUAGUCAUCAUUACCUUCCCCCCCAGAAUAACUCCUAAUUUUACCCACCCCGGCCAUUAUAGAACUGCAUUCCAAGACCACAUGUCAGUCACUUUGUUUGUUGUGUGGGUGGGUGGGUGUGUGUGCGCGCGCGCGCGCGCUCGCACGGGUGUGUAACAGCAACACAUUUAUCUCUUAUUCCCACUUCCGGCCCGCAUCCUCACCAUAUAGGUUACGCCAUUGAACCACUGUCAUCCACGGCUGGCCAGGGGUCUGUGUCAACAGCUCGUGUGACUCAGUGGUGACGUCAGCCUGGAUGCGAAUAGCUGCAGCAUCAGUAGACGAUCUUUCAUCUUAACCCCGGAGGCCAAAGGGACAAUUGGGACUGCUGUUAUUGAUUAAUUACAUACCACGUGUUUCUUAGUCAAAUGUUUUGUCAAAUACUCGGUGUCAAGUACUGUCGUUGCUGCCCGAAACUCGUCAUGUGUGGCUCUCCUCUCCAACGUGUAGCGUAUAGAGUCUGAAAGGUUUGUUUAACAAAUAAAAAAAACACAAAAAACAAAACAAAAAAGUUUGUAUUUGAAGACAAAUUCAGUAACCGAGUGUUGGCGGAGACCUAUUUGUAAAAUAAACAAAUAAAAAAUAUUCUAAGAGCUACAGACGGUAUCAUAUACUUGGCUGCUUUCUCUGU